Messenger RNA from Mus pahari (shrew mouse), 6711 nucleotides. RefSeq names its product metal regulatory transcription factor 1 (gene Mtf1). Lineage: Eukaryota; Metazoa; Chordata; Mammalia; Rodentia; Muridae. The transcript has 11 exons. Gene Ontology annotation, cellular component: nucleus. The record is from RefSeq and is a predicted model, not a curated record. The coding region runs from base 118 to 2142 and encodes 674 amino acids. Gene Ontology annotation, biological process: positive regulation of transcription by RNA polymerase II; central nervous system development. Gene Ontology annotation, molecular function: DNA-binding transcription activator activity, RNA polymerase II-specific; RNA polymerase II cis-regulatory region sequence-specific DNA binding.
GGGCAAUCAUGGUGCCGCUGGGGAGGGGAGAAGCUGCCGCUGCCGCCGUUGCCGGGAGCCGCGGAGAAAGGCCGUUACCUUUUCAUUUCUCACAAUUGGGCUGAGCACACGUGAGCCAUGGGGGAACACAGUCCAGACGACAACAUCAUCUUCUUUAAGGGAGAGGAGGAUGACCUAACCCCACAUGACAAGAUGCUCAGGUUUGUGGAUGACAACGGACUGGUGCCUUCCUCAUCUGGAACUGUUUAUGAUAGGACCACUGUUCUCAUAGAACAGGACCCUGGCACUUUGGAGGAUGAUGAAGACGAUGGACAGUGUGGAGAACACUUGCCUUUUCUGGUGGAAGGUGAAGAGGGCUUCUUAAUAGAUCAGGAAGCAAUGUCCCAGGGUUACGUACAACACAUUAUCUCACCAGAUCAAAUUCAUUUGACUAUAAACCCUGGUUCCACACCCAUGCCAAGAAACAUUGAAGGUGCGACUCUCACUCUGCAGUCAGAAUGUCCAGAAACGAAACGGAAAGAAGUAAAGCGGUACCAGUGCACCUUUGAGGGCUGCCCUCGCACCUACAGCACAGCAGGUAACCUGCGCACCCACCAGAAGACUCACCGAGGAGAGUACACCUUCGUCUGCAAUCAGGAGGGCUGUGGCAAGGCCUUCCUCACCUCCUACAGCCUCAGGAUCCACGUGCGAGUGCACACAAAAGAGAAGCCAUUCGAGUGUGACGUGCAGGGGUGUGAGAAGGCAUUCAACACACUGUACAGGUUGAAAGCACAUCAGAGGCUUCACACAGGGAAAACGUUUAACUGUGAAUCUCAAGGCUGCAGCAAAUACUUCACCACACUCAGUGAUCUGCGGAAGCACAUUCGAACCCAUACAGGAGAAAAGCCAUUUCGAUGUGAUCACGACGGCUGUGGGAAAGCAUUUGCAGCAAGCCACCACCUUAAAACUCACGUCCGGACGCACACUGGUGAAAGACCCUUCUUCUGCCCCAGUAACGGCUGUGAGAAGACAUUUAGCACUCAGUAUAGUCUCAAAAGUCACAUGAAAGGUCAUGACAACAAAGGCACCGCCUACAGUGCACUUCCACAGCACAAUGGAUCAGAGGAUACAAAUCACUCACUUUAUCUGAGUGAGUUGGGCCUUCUGUCCACAGAUUCUGAACUGCAAGAAAAUUCCAGUUCGACACAGGACCAGGACCUCAGCACAAUUUCACCAGCAAUCAUUUUUGAAUCAAUGUUCCAGAAUUCUGACGACCCUGCGAUUCAGGACGACCCUCUGCAGACAGCUGCCUUGAUUGACAGUUUUAACGGUGAUGCAGAGUCUGUCAGUGAUAUCCCACCGCCUGCAGGAAAUUCAGCGUCUUUGUCUCUUCCACUCGUACUGCAGCCCGGCAUCGCCGAGCCACCCCAGCCUCUACUACCAGCGGCAGCUCCGUCCGCUCCUCCACCCGCUCCCUCCCUAGGACCUGGUUCCCAGCCAGCUGCAUUUGGCAGCCCCCCUGCUCUCUUACAACCUCCAGAAGUGCCUGUUCCCCACAGCACACAGUUUGCUGCUAAUCAUCAAGAGUUUCUUCCGCACCCCCAGGCGCCACCCCAGACCAUCGUACCAGGACUUUCUGUUGUUGCUGGGGCUCCUGCAUCAGCAGCAACAGUGGCGUCAGCCGUGGCAGCACCAGCCCCACCACAAAGUACUACUGAGCCCCUGCCUGCUAUGGUCCAGACUCUGCCCCUGGGUGCCAACUCUGUCCUAACUAAUAAUCCCACCAUAACCAUCACCCCAACUCCCAACACAGCAAUCCUGCAGUCCAGCCUAGUCAUGGGAGAACAGAACUUACAGUGGAUAUUGAACGGUGCCACCAGUUCACCACAAAACCAAGAACAAAUUCAAGCAUCGAAAGUGGAGCAGGUGUACUUCACCACUGCUGUACCAGUGGCCAGUAGCACAGGGAGCUCUGUUCAGCAGAUUGGCCUCAGUGUUCCUGUGAUCAUCAUCAAACAAGAGGAGGCCUGUCAGUGUCAGUGCGCGUGCCGGGACUCUGCGAAGGAGCGGGCGGCCGGCCGGAGAAAGGGAUGUUCUUCCCCACCCCCUCCAGAGCCGAACCCCCAGCCUCCUGAUGGGCCCAGCCUGCAGCUGCCACCCUAGACUUCUCCCUCAUCCCUGCCCCCCACCCACCCUCCUCCGCUGGACCCUCUUCCUGGGAGCACAGCAGACAGGCUGAGGCUCCUCAGACCCUCCAAAAUGUUAAGUGCCAUGGAUGUGUGAGAGUUCCUGUCCCUCCAGAGCCUGGACACGCCGUCCAAUCCGGUUCACAGUGAAGCACUACUGCAGGGGUAGAGGAAAGAGCCUGGCCAGCAGCUUCUCCAUGGGAAGGGCCUGUGCGCACACCCCUCCAGGAACAGGGUGAGCAGGAAGGACCGGGUGUGAUGCUGUCAUCAUGGGGUCAGAAAUUGGAAGGAUGAAGAAAUCUGCCAUCUGAAAGCUCACCUUUCAGACGUAUUUUCUUUACUCAUAUCCCAGGAACAUCCAUUUUAAGGAACUGAUCUUUGGAGGAAAAAACAAAAAAAAAGAAAAAAAAAAAGAAAAAAAAAGGCUAAGUUAUAAGUGAACUGUCUGGCUGCACUGUGUGUCACUUUUGCUUAUUGUUAUGUGAACUUGGAAAUUAAGGUUACGUGUAUGCAUAAAAGUUCUAAAUGAAAGGGUGUGGUUUCCAUCACUUUGGCACUGCCCAUCAUUUGCACUGGGGUCACUGUGGAUUGGGCAGGAGAGGUCACUGUGCCAGGUGAGGCUCCUCUUCUGUGUCUGUUUAAUCUGAGGCAGCACCUGGAGGGCCAGGCCACCGCUCUGUGAAAGCCGGUAGUGGCUAGGGCAGGCGAGAGCGUGAGUUAGACAGGGUGAGUUGCUUUGUUGUCGGCACUUGUUUUCUGUGGAGCUUGGGGUAGAUGCAGAGGGGCCUGCCCUGUGUCCUGCUCAGUCCUAGCGGGCAGCCACAGGCCUCCUGGCCAGAGGAAAGAUGUGGUUCUGCAGGGCCCAGAGGCAGUUGUUGACAGCUCUGUUGAUAAUGUGCUAGGCCCUAGAGCUAUCUAGCACAGCCGCGGUCUUGCCUUCUAGGCUCUGUCCAUCUCUCCGUGCUUGUCGGUGCUUGAGGCUUGGAGUUCAUCCCCCCUAAGGAAGCAACCCUGUUUUAUCCUAAAGUGAACGAGAAGCUUCUGGCCAGUGGAUGCCAGGGUCUUCCUGCCUUUGAUGAUGUUCGUUUCCUCAGAGCGGAAGGGCUACUCUUCCAGAGAAGGUGCAGAGCUAAGGGAGUUAGAUGGUGAGGCAGCAGGUGGUCGGCGGGCAUUCUGGUACCCAGUUCUAGCCAGGCUUUUGGUUAUCCUCUCCCAUCUGCAUGUCUCAUGUCUCUUAGAUUUGCAUACAGUGCAAAGGAGGAUGUGAUCUAUAAACGAAAAGGAAUAAAAACCUAAAAUGAUGAUAUUCUACUCAGGGUAAAACAAACAAACAAAAAAAUUCCCCUUCCACCAAAAAGCCUGAAGCUUGCAGUCAGUUUACCUCAUUUGGAAUGUUUUGUUGAGUUGUGUUACAGGAAUUUUUUUUUUUAUUAGUGUAUAGAAUUAUACCCAUCUUCUUGCCUUUGGCUCCUGGUUAUUGCCUCUUCAAACAUAAGUACAAUCUAUAGGAGAAUGGGGGUGUGGCUGUCCUUCAGCUAUUUACUGUAGCCAUUAGGGCUUGGCAAGGUCAGAAGGUAGCUGGGUGUGGAACUGCCUCCAGCAAAGAGCAGGGUCUGGUGCCCAACCAGGACAACCAGAGAGUGUAGGUUGCCUUCCUGCAGACUGGGCCUUUCCUCAGAGCCAGCUAGGAUGGUGACCCUUGUCUUUAGGCAAGAUAUUUAGGGACAAUUGGCCAAGAGGGUCAUGGCAGCAGUGUUGAGAAAUGGCACAGAUACAAGCAGCUGUCCACUUCCAGGAUUGGACCAGGAGUAUGAAUUUCUGAUGUUCAACACCCCCACACCCCACACACACCCAAAAAAGGUUGAUGGAUUUGGACAACCAUAGACCUCGCAGGCAGGAAUCUGCAAGGUGGGAGGAGCCCUCUGUCUAACCGUGGUUAGUCCUUCUGGGGACCAGCUGCUUGAGUGUAGAUUGUCCUCUGCUGUCUCUAGGACUUGUUCUCACAGGAAGCUUUGCACUCGGGCCCUCACUCAUUUCUCUUCUCUGAGGAGAGCAGCGAAUGGGAUUCCAAAGUGAGCUUGUAUCAAGGGGUAGUAAUGGCCCUCCCACUCACGCUGCCUAUGACGACCUGGGAGCAUGUAUGGAAGGUUUUAAUGGUUUAAAUAUGGCUUCUUGGUUAGCUAGGGCUGUGCUCUUAAUGGUCCAUUCCUAGGUUAUUGGCUUUUCACCCUCCACAGUUGGGGUGGUGAAGAAACAUCUGAGCAGUGUUGAGGCUGAAGUGUUUCUAGGUGAAGGAGCUAAGUGAUUUUAGAACAUAAGAGACUCUCAGAGCCAAAGAGCUUUUGGAAAGUGAGGGCUCUGCUUGCAGUCGGUGGUUGUGGAGAGCCAGUGUAUGAAACAGGGUAGACAGACACUUUGGCCAUGCUGUACCAGUGGUCCUUCCCCCAGCUUUCCACAAGCCCAGCCUCUAACGCCAAGGACCUUGGAGAAGUGGGAGCGUCCUGGUUAAACCCUUCAUGCAGUGGCUUCUCCAGGGAAUGACCUUAGGGUAAGGCCGAGAAGAGGGAAUUCUGGCAGGUGGAUGUAAGCCUUUCCAUCCACGACAGCCAUCACCACUGUCAUCCUGUAGACAAGACUUCUUCCAAGAGACUAGUCGGCAGCAGGGCUGGUGGACCUAGGGGGUGGUCAGGUAAUCUUGGUCCCACCCAAUUGCCUUAUAAAUGUGGUCCUUCCAAGGCAGGAGGGUAAGGCUGAGGGAAGAGAGCUCUGUCCUUGAGAACCACUGUCCUCUAUUGCCUUUGGGUCAUAAGAUGAUGGUACAGUGCCAAGGAGAAGUUUGGGGUGUGGAGAGCCCCCUAGGGACUUCCCUUUCAGAGUCAGUAGAUGGGAAAAGGUGGUUAUCCGGGUCAAGGCAGUGGGCUGAUGGGGUAAUGGCGGUGCCUGAGGUUUUCCUGAGGCUUUGUAUGAUGCUGAAUGUGUCCAGAGGGACAAAUUUGCAGAACCUCAUAUUGAUAUUUUAAAGAAAUAAUAAAAUAAAAAGCACUUUAGGUUACUUUAUCUUUAACCCAAUUGCUGCAAUUUUUGUUGUGUAUGUAUAUUUACAUAUAUAUACCUUCCCCAAAGUUUUAUUUUUUUGCUCAGAAUAAAAGUUAAGUUGAGGUGUAAAAAGAAGAGCACUUACUUGGGUGCAAUAUAUGUGUAGCUUGACAGUCGCUAUCCCAUGUGGCCCUGGCCUGGCCUAUGCUGAAGCUGGUGGCCACAGGGAACCACUAUUAGCAUCUCAGCAGCUGCUCAAUCUAUGCAAGCCUUCCCGUGUGUCCGGGGCGCCCCCCUCAGGCCCUCCGAGGAACUGCUGCAGCUGUUUUACUGUUGAGGCCCCUUUUCAACUACUCCGUCCCCUGCUCUCUUUCCCCUCUUCCCCAGGACAAAAUGAUUCCUGAAAGGAAGGGUCAGUUGUUCCUAGGUAGAAACCUGGCACCUUUAGACUUUCAUCUUUGUAAUCACAUCCAUUGAAGGGAAAGCAUCUCCAGUAUCACUGAGACUGUUGAACUGCACUACUGCUGCGAAUUUUACAGCUUUUUUUUCACAGCCCCAAUCAGAAAUAUGUUGGAAGGCUCUCUGCACCACCUCUGUUGGCUCAAAAGCAGAAUGACUUCUAUGCUUCAUCAAAUCCAUUUACGAAGCCGUUAAUGACCCCCCUUACUGGCUCCCACUUAAAUUCCCAACUGUAGAGGCAUUUUAAAUAUACUCCAGCCAAGGCAAGAUUUUCACAGACGAAGUUUACAAGUGGUUGUGCUGUGACAUAGAUGGGAAACUGUCCAUCUCUUCUCUGAGGCAGAAGGGGACGAGCCAUAAAACUGGAUCACCAUAUUUCUGAUUGGUCUGCCUGCUCUGUUUCUUGCAUGUUCUUGGGUCUUGUUUCUUAUGCCCCUGCUCUUGGGGAGGUUGGUCAUUAGCCUGGGCAUCUCUCUGUUCUGGAGGCUUGAGGACUUCUCAGUCUGCAUUGAAAAUGCAAAUUUAAUUGGAUCUGUCAAGGUAUAUUACAGAACAACCUUUUCCUAGAACUGGUAUGUAAAAACCAUACACUGCUCCUUGGUGGUGGCCUACUGGGACAAAAAUAGAUGAUAAUGUCAUGUCACUUUCUCAAUUCAAUGCAAUUUCUACUUUUUUUUUUUUUUUUUUUUUACAGGUAAUGUUUUCAUAAAAGUUUUUUCCACCAAAAUCUAGGGUGUUUAUUGCAGUAUCCCCACGUCCCUCAAGGUGCCAAGUCAGGGGCUUGCCCGCCCUUGCCUCGGGUGUUGUCAGGCUUCCCAAGGGCUGUCUGAGUCAACAGCCUGCAUCUUUGGUUGUGCUCUGGAGAAGAUGUCACUGAGGUUGGAGUUCCAGGCAUCUAUUCCCCUUUCCUGCAAAUUCCCUAUCGCAGUUUGGGGAAGGUGACUGGAAAACAGGCUUUUCUGGUUGUCUGGCUCAGAUCUAGCCAGAAAAGGCCACAAACUCUUUUCUAACACAAACUAAUCAUUGGCCAGUGGUCUUGGUGACAAGUCCC